Molecule: messenger RNA, 2639 nt
Organism: Varanus komodoensis (Komodo dragon)
Lineage: Eukaryota; Metazoa; Chordata; Lepidosauria; Squamata; Varanidae
Product: pre-mRNA 3'-end-processing factor FIP1-like
Exons: 16
Coding region: 1-1578 (525 amino acids)
Cellular component (GO): mRNA cleavage and polyadenylation specificity factor complex
Molecular function (GO): RNA binding
Source: RefSeq, a predicted model, not a curated record
AUGAUAGUGCAGUGCCAAAAGGCAGAUGACAAUGGCAAGCAAGAAGAUGGACCAAUUCCAGGACAUGCAGAAUCUCUUCCAUUGCAAGAUGCUUCUAAGGAGAACAGGAUGGUCCACGGUGAAGACCAAGAAUUCUUGCAUCGCGUCCUUCCGAGCGGAGAAGACGACGAGGACGACAGUGACAGCGACAGUGAUGACGACGACAUUCGGGUCACGAUCGGCAACAUUAAAACUGGAGCACCCUGUUACAUGGGCACCCCAAUGAAUCUGAACCUCAAAACUGCACGUAAUUAUGGAGCAUCAGCCAAGUUGCAGCCCAAAGGCAUUGAUCUGGACGCUGCAGGGAAUAUAAACGGCUUGCCGGUAAUAGAAGUGGAUUUAGAAUCGUUUGAAGACAAGCCGUGGAGGAAACCAGGUGCUGACCUGUCUGAUUAUUUCAACUAUGGAUUCAAUGAGGAAACAUGGAAAGCUUAUUGUGAAAAGCAGCGCCGGCUUCAGCUCGGCUUGGAGCCUUCAGCACCUGUUAGUACGGAAAAUAAGAUCAUGGUUCAGCAAGGAAGAACAGGAAAUGCAGAAAAAGAACCAGAGAACAAUAUCAUCAAAAUGGAUUUUAAGACGGAUUUUGUGGCCCUGGUCGGUGGGCGGAUAAAAGCCGGGCCUCCCCCGAACAGGAAGCUGGGCGGGACGAUCGAUGUCAUUGGUGGACAGGCGGGCACAAUUCGGAGGGUGGAAGGCCGCCGCCGCGAUAAGCACGCCUCCGAGGAGAACCCCAUUCAGGUACUUGGGGACCACGGGAGCAAAUCGCAGCCUCCACAGCAGCCCCAGCCGUCAUCGCAGUCGCAACAGACACCUCAGCAGCAGCCGUUUGCCCCACCCGCGGGUCCUCCGCCCCCAAUCGGCGGCCCCCCUCCACCCCACUUCCUUCAUCCUCCUCCUCCGCCCGUCACAUCCGUCCCGCCGCCUCUGCAUCCUCCAGGCUUACCACCCCCGGGGCCCAUUCCAGGCUUGUUCCCUCCACCUCUUGCUCCACCACCCGCUCUUUUGAUUCCAACACUAGAUGGCCAGCCUGCCAGCUACAGCAAUCGGCAGCCGCCUCCGUUUGGUUACAAUUCCACAGAUUCAGGCUUCAUCAGCUACCCCCCCAUUUCUACAUCUCACACGCCGUGGGUGACAGCGGUGGACAAGGGUGCCAGUGCUUCCGACCCCGGUCACUGGGAAUACUCCGGCACGAGGAGGGAGAGGGAACGGGAACGGGAACGGACCCCCACCACCAGCGAAUACAGCAACGAUGACGAGAGGUACCGUUACUACAGCCGGGAGCGCAGCUACGAUUUUGAGCGCGACUACCGCAGGAGCAGGGAUUGUAGCCGCGAGCGGGAAGAUCGCCACCGGGAGCGAAGGCACCGAGACAAAGAGGACGGCAGCAAACACAAAUCUUCACGGCGUAAGCAGCACGAGAGUGAAGAAGGGGAGAGCCACCGACGUCACAAGCACAAAAAGAACAAGCGCAGCAAAGAGGAGAAGGAGGUGAGUGAGGAUGGCGUCCCAGAGGGAAACGGACAGGAUGCCAAGGAGUAGUGGAUUGCAUGCCGAAAGCGGCCCUUAUGCAGCCAACCUAGCGGUCUCCCGUGACUUUGUUUUCUGAGAUGACCGGGGCCCAAACGGUUGAAAAGCCAGGCUGGACUCACAAUCAGACGAUUGGGAGAGAGGAGAAAAAUCUGGCGCAGCAACCGCAAACGAAGCACUGAGCUAUUCCACAUGCAGGUAAAACUCCAGCCUGUCACAGCCUGAUGUGAGUCGGCUUCAGCAGAAACUGAUGCACUUAGAAUAUAGGACUAUAUUGGGCAAUUUAUGGAUGUUGUUUAAGAAGUAGGACAGUCAUAGCAACACGGAGCUGCUUUGUUAAAGAAAAAUGUUAGGUCCUCCCAGCAGCCGGCUUCGUCUGGCUUCCAUAAGCUCCCCUCUUUCCCUUAUUCCCCAUCCCCUGCCCAGUUCUUGUAGCUAUGAAAAUCUCGUUUCUUUCAAGAAAGGAUCAGAGAGCCAAUGAAAUCAGCUUGGUUGAUGGUGCAACAUGGACAUGGGCUGGCAGGUCUUUGAGAAGUGUGCUUCUCUGGAGAUCAGGAGUCUUCAAAAGGGAAAGUUUUCCCAUAGCCAAGUUCAAGGGACCUCAUUGUGAAUGGAACAGGUCUUGAGAGGUCCUGCCUUAAAUAGUUUGGCGCAAACUAUUUAUUGUAGCCAUCAAGAGUCUCUCCUUUUGCAGUCCGACAACACUAAAUUUUGAUGGUUUACUCUUAAGUCACUGACACACUUUUCAUAGCUCUUAAAACACUAAGUGUCAUCAUAUUUAUGUUCUGUUUCCCUUCCAAAGAAGGUGAUGAAGUUGCCAUUGGAUUCUGAACCGAUGGUCACCGUUGUGUGUAGCUCCCUCAUUUUUAAAUCCUCCUCCACCUGCAGGAAAUUCAUCAAACACUUCCUGAAGUUGUGUUAAAUUUAUACCUUUUUUUUGUAUUGUAAGUUGAGUGUUUGAAAAGAACCUUGAGCCAAUAUGCCCUUGUAUUUUGGCUUGUAUGCUACAAUGGUGCAGUGAGUGCGGUCAGUAACUGGAAAAAAAAGUGGGAAAUAAAGCAACUUUUUUUUCU